AUGAACUCCUUCCGCUUCGCUCGCUCUGCCUUGAGGGCUCGUCCCUCCCUCUUCAGCGCCCCUGUCCAGCGCCGUGGAUAUGCCGAGGCCGUCAACGACAAGAUCAAGCUGUCCCUGACUCUGCCUCACCAGACCAUCUACCGCUCCACCGGCGUUACCCAGGUCAACAUCCCCGCUGCCUCCGGUGAGAUGGGUGUCCUCGCCAACCACGUUCCCUCCAUUGAGCAGCUGAAGCCCGGUAUCGUUGAGAUUGUUGAGGAGGGUGGUGCCACCAAGCAGUACUUCCUGUCUGGCGGUUUCGCCGUUGUCCAGCCCGACUCCCAGCUGAGCAUCAACGCCGUCGAGGGUUACCCCCUGGAAGACUUCAGCGCCGACGCUAUCCGCGCCCAGAUUGCUGAGGCCCAGAAGAUUGCCAGCGGCAGCGGCAGCGAGCAGGACAUUGCCGAGGCCAAGAUUGAGCUUGAGGUUCUGGAGACCCUGCAGGCCCAUGUCAAAUAG
Molecule: messenger RNA, 498 nt
Organism: Penicillium daleae
Lineage: Eukaryota; Fungi; Ascomycota; Eurotiomycetes; Eurotiales; Aspergillaceae
Product: F1F0 ATP synthase subunit delta
Exons: 6
Coding region: 1-498 (165 amino acids)
Biological process (GO): proton motive force-driven ATP synthesis
Molecular function (GO): proton-transporting ATP synthase activity, rotational mechanism
Source: RefSeq, a predicted model, not a curated record